Messenger RNA from Vicia villosa (hairy vetch), 780 nucleotides. RefSeq lists its product as uncharacterized. Bases 1 to 780 code for a protein of 259 amino acids. The transcript has a single exon. Lineage: Eukaryota; Viridiplantae; Streptophyta; Magnoliopsida; Fabales; Fabaceae. The record is from RefSeq and is a predicted model, not a curated record.
AUGACAAACAUGCGAGGAAGGGCAAUGGUUAUGGGGGACUGCGGCAUUCCGCAAGGGGCAGUGCACAACCCCGAUUCGGUUACUGCUGCGCAGCUGUUCCAGGAGCUACAUGGUUCUGUUUUAAGAAUCUCGGACAACACCGAUUCUGUCACGUGGGAUGCGGGAAAAUACAGUUCAUUUUCUGUAAAGUCUUGCUAUCUUUUCUAUGCAGGUUUUUACAAUCCUUAUGGCCCGUAUGGUAGACACGACGGAGCAUUAUCUCUAGUUUGGAAGUCGAAGGCUCCUUUCAAGAAUAAAGCUUUCGGUUGGAGAAUUUUGGUUAAUAGAUUACCUACUAAGGAUCUCUUGAAAGUGAGAGGUAUCUCUUUUCCGAAUUCAUCUCUUAAUUGCGUUUUUUGUGGUUAUGCUCUUGAAACAAUGGAACACAUAUUUUUCAAGUGUUCUAUCGUGAAGUUAGUUUGGAGGGAUAUAGCGGAGUGGAUUGGUAUGUCGGAUGUAACAGAUGAGGACCCUAAAGGGAGUUUCAUGUUUUGUUACAAUUUUUACAAAAGAAUGAAGAUGAAGGAGGGUAGACUUAGUUGCAUUUGGUUGGCAAUAACUUGGAGCAUUUGGUUAGUUAGGAACCGUAUUAUAUUUCAGAAGGAUGCUUGGAGCGUUCUUAAUAUGACUUGGAAUACGUUGAUAUGGAGAUGGUCUUUUGUGGAGAGAUUACUCACCCCAAUUGCAACUUCUACGAUUUUUGUAAAGACCCGAUGUUUUUUCUUUCGUAGAUUCAAUUAG